Molecule: messenger RNA, 945 nt
Organism: Brassica napus (rape)
Lineage: Eukaryota; Viridiplantae; Streptophyta; Magnoliopsida; Brassicales; Brassicaceae
Exons: 1
Coding region: 1-945 (314 amino acids)
Source: RefSeq, a predicted model, not a curated record
AUGUUGGCGGUUGCACUCCCUAAGGAGUCCCGCGAAGCCACGAUGUGCAAGGGGUUUGGUUCCACUCUGAUCGGACCUGCCUUGCAAUGGUACAUCAAUCUCCCUACCAGGUCAAUAUCUUCCUUCGCAGGCCUGAGCGACAAAUUCGUGGAGCAAUUCACAAGCAGUAGGAGCCUGGAGAAGACUUCAGAUGGUCUCUACGAGAUCCUCCAGCAUCGAGUGGAACCCCUGCAAGACUACAUAGCCCGCUUCAACCAGGAGAAAGUGGGGGUCCCCGAAUGCAGCAUCCCUACUGCGAUCUCUGCCUUCAAGAGAGGUCUACUUCCAGAUGGGGGGCUAUACAAAGAUCUGACCAUGUAUCCUUGCAAGACCAUGAAAUAUGUGUUGUCCCGAGCCUGGGCGCAGGUGAAGUGGGAGGAAGAUGUUGCUAGCCGCGCCAAGGCUCAGCCAAAGCAGGACCAAAGGUCAGCCCCAUCAGAUCGAGGAGACCGAGAUGAAAGAUCCUCCCAAAGGGGAUCCAAGGACUCUGGUAGUAGAAACAGGGGCAUUUUCCAGUACCGGCCGCAAGAGAAGGAAGAAGGGAUGUCGGUAUCUACCUGGCCCAAUAUCUCCCAUCUCUCAAUAUCAACACCAGAGCUAGUCAACGCACUGAGAUAUAUGGGCCAACAGGUUAAGUGGCCUCCGAAGAUGAAAGCACCUGACUCGUUCCGGAACCCGGGACUUUGGUGCGACUUCCAUUGCGAUCAUGGCCACAAAACCGAAGACUGCAUCGCCCUGAGGAUCGAGGUCAACGAACUACUCCAAAAGGGGCAUCUCCGACAAUUCCUCUCAGAGAAAGCCAAGGCCCACCUCAGCAAAGAGACAGCAGGGAAAUCCAAAGGAGCUGCACUAGCCUCACCACCUCGCCAAGAUCGGGUGAUCCAUGUCAUAUCCGGAGGCUCAUAA